Molecule: messenger RNA, 2136 nt
Organism: Brugia malayi
Lineage: Eukaryota; Metazoa; Nematoda; Chromadorea; Rhabditida; Onchocercidae
Gene: Bma-kap-1
Product: cation diffusion facilitator family transporter containing protein
Exons: 15
Coding region: 1-2136 (711 amino acids)
Biological process (GO): cilium organization; microtubule-based movement
Cellular component (GO): axoneme; ciliary transition zone; kinesin II complex
Molecular function (GO): kinesin binding
Source: RefSeq, a predicted model, not a curated record
AUGGAACAAACUGAUCGAAACAGUGACCAGUCCCUAAAGAAGAAAGUGAAAAAUAUUGAAUUUGAUGUGCAUAGUUGUAGUCCAGCGAUUAUAGUUAAAUAUGAAGUCGAAUCAGCGGAUUAUAAUUUGCAAGUUGCAUCACUUGCUUUGCCAUUAAAGCAUUGCAAAACAGUCAUUCAGCUGAAGGAACUAAAUGAACGAGUGGAUAUACCUGCUCUUGCUCGACAUAUCCUCCAAGUUUGCUCAAUAAUACCAGAAUCCAGAAUUCAUGAAUUAGAACAGAUAUUAUAUUAUUUGCAAAAGCGGCACAGUUCAGGUAAUGUGAAUUUGUCGGUAGAAGGUCUGAAUGUUAUAUCGACAUCACGAGCAAGCAUAAGUAACAUCGAGGAUUAUAUCGAAAUGCUUUACGAUGAAGUUUCAGAGAAAACAAAGGCAACAUCUUUGUUUUUAAAGCUUAGUCAAAAUCACAGAAACCUUCAGCAACUUAUUGGGAACGAGGUAUUGAUGGGUGCUCUCGUACGUGUAUUACGAGAUGAUUGGAAGAAAAGUUUCGAACUUGCUACUAAUAUUAUUACAGUAUUUUAUAACUUUUCCAUCUAUACCAAUUUUCAUCAAAUUCUCGCACAUCAUAAAAUUGGUUCUCUGUCGAUGCAAAUUGUUGAUUAUGGAUUGAAACGUUGGGAAGCGUGGAAAACAGAAGCAUGUCACAGCGAUGAAUGUACCAAACGUCGUUUGAACCUUGCAAUUCGCAAACAACAGCAAUUAAUUGCUGCUUGUUUAAAUUUGUUGCUGAAUUUGGCUGAAGAUAUUAGAGUUGAAAUGAAAAUGGUGAAUCGACGGAUAGUUGCAUUGCUCUCGAAAUGUAUACAAGAUCAUGACGCUGUUUUAUCGUUGCUUUUAUCUGCCACCAAUUUUUUGCUUAAAUUAAGCAUUUAUACUGAAAAUAAGGAAGCGAUGAUAAGCGGUCGCGUUGUAGAAAAUAUAUCUUUUUUAUUUCCAAUAAAAAAUGCAACUCUACGACACAGCGCUAUUCAACUGUUAUUCAAUUUGUCAUUUAUACCAUCUCUUCGUGAUCAAAUGGUUUCUGCUGGCUUCAUUUCUCAUGUAGCACCGCUAAUUGAUGAUGAAAGUGCCCUGAAACUAUUUUACCAGUUAAGCAUCAAUGAUGACGCUAAAGCAAUGAUUACCUAUACCGACGCUUUACAAAAUCUAAUGCGCAUAUUGCUAACUGGUAAUAAUUCGAAUAUAGUGAAAGCAAUUUUGAUCAAUAUAGCACUGGAGAAGCGUAAUGCUCAAUUACUUUGUGGUACUGAUGGCGAAGGACUUAAUUUAUUAAUCGAAGCGGCUUUAAAUGGAAAAGAUCAAUUAUUGCUGAAAAUAGUACGCAAUAUUGCAAUUCACGAUGGUCCUACACAAGCAAUGUUUUCGAAAUGGGCUAUUCGUUUGCUUGAAAUUGUAAUGGACAAAAAGGAUGAGAAAGGGCUUGAUUCAUUUGCCUUAGAAUGUUUGGGUAUUAUCAACCAACUAACAAGUGUUGACUGGGCAUCGUUAGCUGAGCAAGUUUCACUUAUUUCGUGGAUUGAGGAUAAUCUUAAAGGGCAAUUAAUGGUUCAAUCACAUGCAGAUCAAUUGUUGCAGGUGAUUAUUCUGUGUGGAACAAUGGCUCGACAAUUAAAUGCGGCUCGUUUGAUAGUGCCUCUCACAGAUCAGCUAAUCGAGUUAUUGACAGUUUACCAGGAAGAUGAUGAAAUGGUCAUACAAGUGGUAUACGUCUUUUAUGCUAUAAUAACACAUGAAGAACUCAGUGAAAGUGUUAUGGGUGGAAGUGCACACAUUGGUGCUUAUCUUAUCGAUUUAAUGCACGACAAAAAUGUACCUCUUCGUGCAGUAUGUGAUCGUGCGCUUUCCAUUAUUGCUGAACGCAGUGAAGAGUGGGCUCGAAAAAUGGACGUUGAGCGCUUCCGUUGGCAUAAUUUACAGUGGCUAGAAAUGGUUGCCGAUAGCAAUAAUGUAACAUCGAGCGAUUCGGUGAUUUCUGGUUCAUCAGAUAUUUGCAGCGAGAUAUUCGGUGCCGAAGAUAUUCUUGGUGAUGCAUCACCGGAUAUUUCUCUUACACAUGUAAAUAAUGACUUUUAA